AUGGCAUCAACACCACACGCAACCUCUGCAGAGGCUCCGUCUUCCGAAAAUGUAUUUUCACUGGACGAGCAGGUUUUUGCCAAGAUCCAAGGAGGAGACUUCAUCGUUGACUGGCUUGGUCCAGAAGACAAGGGCCAUCCCCAGAACCUUCCCACUCCACGAAAAUGGCUCAUUACACUAGUAUUGGCCCUCUACGUGCUAUCCACGACAUUCUCAUCAUCAGUCUUUAGCCCGGCUGCUGGCGUGACGGCUGCAGAGUACAAUACCACCGUACAAACCAUGGUCUUUGGCGGCACGUCGCUGUUUAUGCUUGGUUUUGCAGUUGGCCCUAUCAUCUUCGGGCCCUUGUCUGAGCGUUAUGGUAGGAAGCGGCCACUGUUGACUGGCUAUGUAACGUUUGCUAUUCUUCAGCUACCGGCAACGAAUGCUCAAAGCCUCUUCACCAUCUUUGUCUUCCGCUUUUUACAAGGCGUUUUUGGCGCCGCGUCUUCCGCCAUCCUGAGCGGCACCUUGACCGACAUUUGGACCCCAAAGCAGAGAGGAUUUGCCAUGCCUUGCACGGGGAUGUUCCUAAUGAUUGGGCCUGUGCUUGAUCCGAUGAUAGGCUCCAUUAUUGUCAAGAGCACGUUGGGCUGGCGCUGGAUCUUCAAUAUCACUGCCAUAUUCACUCUCGGUGUGGCUGCGGUCACCUACCUGGUUUUGACAGAGACAUACUCCCCGAUUCUGUUGGAAAGGCGAGCGAAGCGCAUGCGCCACAUGACGCGUAACUGGGCACUGCGAGCCAAGUCGGAAGAGCAAGAGAGCAGUCCCAAUGACAUUGUGGAGAGAUUUCCCUCCCGUCCUGCCAAAAUGCUCUUUCUAGAGCCCAUCCUUUUGUUGAUGUCCACUUACAUCUCUGUGGUCUUCGGGCUGAUGUACGUCUUUUUCCUCGCUUACCCAAUGUCUUUUGAGCGGGAGCGCCAUUGGGAUGCCACUUCGGCUAGCCUCCCGCUGCUGUCCAUCUUACUUGGGACGAUCCUUGGCAGCGCCCUCAUCGUCACAACGGUCAACACCAAGCUCUCCCCCGACCCCAAGGCUGGACGUCCUCAAGAGAACAGAUUGCUGCUCAUGAUGAUCGGAACAUUUCUUCUGCCGGGAGGCAUGUUCUGGUUUUCGGCGACUAGCUCUCCAUCCACAGGGCCAUGGCCACAGACCAUUGCCGGAGUGCGUAUUGGCGUCGAUAUUAUCUUGAUCAACAUGCAGGGGAUGAACUACAUUGUCGACUGCUACGGAGUCAACUCAAACUCGGCGAUCGCGGCGAACACGUUUAUGCGAUCUCUGUUCGCAUCCGGCUUUCCGGGUUUCGCAACAUCCAUGUACACUGCUAUUGGCGUCGCUCGUGCUACUUCACUACUGGCACUGUUUGGUGUAGUUCUGGCCCCUAUCCCUUUCCUUUUCUACCAUUACGGGGACAAAAUUCGCGCUCGCAGCAAGUGGUCCCCUUUGUACGGACGGUAA
Molecule: messenger RNA, 1497 nt
Organism: Colletotrichum destructivum
Lineage: Eukaryota; Fungi; Ascomycota; Sordariomycetes; Glomerellales; Glomerellaceae
Product: Putative major facilitator superfamily, MFS transporter superfamily
Exons: 4
Coding region: 1-1497 (498 amino acids)
Biological process (GO): transmembrane transport
Cellular component (GO): plasma membrane
Molecular function (GO): transmembrane transporter activity
Source: RefSeq, a predicted model, not a curated record